AUGAACUACAUUAAUACUACACAGACUGAACCAAACAACAGCACGAACAUCAGCAGCGUAUUCACACAUCUAGUUCUGCCUGUGCUCUACAGCAUCAUCUGCUUGUGUGCCUUCAUUCUCAAUGGAUUCGCUGCUUGGAUCUUCUUUAGGGUUCCCAGCUCCUCAGCUUUAGUAGUUUACCUUAAAAACAUGAUGGUGGCAGACGUUCUGAUGUUAUUUACCUACCCGUGGCGUGUGGUGGACGACCUCGGUUAUGGCGGCUUGCAGUUGAAGCUGAUAGUUUGCCGCUACACAGCUGUGCUUUUCUACCUCUGCAUGUACACAGGAAUAAUCUUCAUGAGCCUCAUCAGCUUGGAACGCUACCUAAAAAUCGUGCGCAGUACCUCCGGCGUGUCUUCUUUUCUGCAGCGUGUUUCGGUAGCGAAGGCUCUCGCGCUGCUAACUUGGGGCGUCAUGACGUUCUUCACGCUGCCGAACGCCAUAUUAAGCAACCAGCCCAUGCCUGAGGUUUUCUCCUGCAUGGCCCUGAAAAGCGACCUGGGUCUGCAAUGGCAUGAAGCUUCAGCCCACUUUAACAAUGGAAUUUUCUGGGUGGCGUUUCUGCUGAUGGUGUUUUGCUACACCUCUAUCGCCUGUCACGUGUACCGCUCUUACAAACGCGUGCAGCGGGAUAGCAGCGAGGCCAGGCGGCGGUCAAAUCGCAGCAUCUUUAGCUUGCUGGCCGUGUUUGUCCUGUGCUUUGUUCCCUACCAUGUUUGUCGUGUGCCCUACACAUUUAACCAAAGGUACAACGAGGAUUUUAGCACCCAAAACAACUUGAUUCUCAUCCAGGCCAAAGAAGCUACGCUCUUCAUGUCCUCCCUUAAUGUGUGUCUGGAUCCUAUCAUUUACUUUUUCAUGUGCAGGACAUUCAGAGAAUCACUUCUGCAGAAGACAAAGUUAAACCGCAAAAACAGGAAGCACAGAGUUCAGUUUCAGCAAUCCAUAAAGACUGAACAACAAAGUAAAACGACCAUUAGCCAUUUGCAAGAUGGGAAAGAUAUUUAA
This is a messenger RNA of Labeo rohita (rohu), 1047 nucleotides long. Its product is annotated as P2Y purinoceptor 14. The record is from RefSeq and is a predicted model, not a curated record. The coding region runs from base 1 to 1047 and encodes 348 amino acids. Lineage: Eukaryota; Metazoa; Chordata; Actinopteri; Cypriniformes; Cyprinidae. Gene Ontology annotation, cellular component: membrane. Gene Ontology annotation, molecular function: G protein-coupled purinergic nucleotide receptor activity. Gene Ontology annotation, biological process: G protein-coupled receptor signaling pathway. The transcript has a single exon.